This is a messenger RNA of Thermothelomyces thermophilus ATCC 42464, 1567 nucleotides long. RefSeq lists its product as uncharacterized. Gene Ontology annotation, cellular component: RNA polymerase II transcription regulator complex. Lineage: Eukaryota; Fungi; Ascomycota; Sordariomycetes; Sordariales; Chaetomiaceae. The record is from RefSeq and is a predicted model, not a curated record. Bases 170 to 1471 code for a protein of 433 amino acids. Gene Ontology annotation, molecular function: transcription cis-regulatory region binding; DNA-binding transcription activator activity, RNA polymerase II-specific. The transcript has 3 exons.
CUUUAGCAUCGCUACGGGGUAAGUAAGAAUCUGCAUUGGGGACUUCCUGGGACUGUGGCGAAUGUGGAAAUUUGAAACGACAAAUUCCGAAGCCAGCGAGAGCCAUUGAACAAGGCGAGUUUGGGGGAAACGAAGAAGAGACGAAGGAAGAGGAAGCAAAACAUGCAGAAUGGCCGAUGCUGGUCAACAAAGUCGGCCAUCGUUUUCGGGCUUCUGGAAGAAGUCCGCCGAGGUUCUGGGCUUGAAAAGGUUCCGGUUUGUUGAAAGCAACUCCGGUAAGAGCAAGAGCAAGAACAAUGAUUCGUCAGGCAAUCAAGAUGCAACAGCAUCAGGGAACCCGACCUUGGACAAGGCCCAGAGAAGGCGGGCUCAGGUCCGGCGAGCCCAGACUCAGCACCGGCAGCGUAAGGCCGACUAUGUCCGGCAUCUCGAGAAGGACAUCGCCCGCAUCCGCGACAUGAUCGAGGCGGCCGAGCAAGACACGAGGGCCCUCCUCAAUGAGAACAAGAUCCUGAGAGAGCAGCUGUUGCAGACUGUGGGCAAGGGCCCGUCGCCCAUGUCGCUGGACCAAGGAGUAGCUCUCUGGAACGAGAUGCCCCAGCCGUCCCAGCUCAGCAGCGGCCUGCUACAGGAAUCUGGCACCGUCACCAUCGCCCUGGGCUUCGAUGAGGUCUUGAAUGCGCCAGCCUUCUACGUCAGCAGCCCGUCACCCUCAUGCAACCCACAUCAGCCUGCCUCUCAGAGGACCUCCCCGCCAGACGCCGGCGACUUCCCCGAUCUGACGCCUGCCCAGACCCAAGCGGCGAUCAACUUUAUACUCGCCCUCGAACACAUCUGCCGAGCCCACUUCCUCCCAUGCCUGUACGACCCCAACAUCGACGCCUCGACUCCCAUAUUCGGGUUCGAAGAGAGCGGUCACACGCUCAUGGCUACGAGCGUGGCGCUGCGCAACGCUCCCGAGCAUAUCUUUGAUGCCGUCGCCCGCACUGACUGCGCGCUGUUCCCCAACCCGGGGCCGCCGCCCGUCAUGUGUCCCAUCCCACAAGCAUCACCAGCAACAACAACACCAGCAACAGCAGCAGCGGCAACGACGGCGGCGAGGACGACGGCGACGAACAUGACGACCACGCUAACCCAACCCGCAACAGCCGACGGCAUGCCGAACGAAAAGGGUAGUGGCAGUGACGGCGAUGGCGACGCGGGCCUCUCGUGGACGACGACGACGCUGACGCUGCGCUCCUUGCGCGGCCUCGCGUCUUCGCUGGUGCCCGACAGCGCGGAGCUGGCACCGGUUCAGGCCUGGUUCGAGCUGGCGGGGCGCUUUGGUGUCGCCCGUCUAGCCGACCGCGCCGUCCUGGACGCUCUCAAGCGGGAGCUCGCCGGCGCCGUCCGAUGCCCGCACUUUGGCGCCCUCAUCGACCGGGCCUCGUUCGAGAGCGCCGUCGGCCGGGUUCUGGGCACUCCUACGUAGGGCUUUUGAUUUCUUUGUUUUCUUUCUCUCUUUUCCACUCUGCGCUAUAGCGAAGGACUGGAAACAAGUUAGGUCGGGUCGGACCAGGGUAGUAAG